Molecule: messenger RNA, 466 nt
Organism: Caenorhabditis elegans
Lineage: Eukaryota; Metazoa; Nematoda; Chromadorea; Rhabditida; Rhabditidae
Gene: F44F4.9
Exons: 3
Coding region: 64-420 (118 amino acids)
Source: RefSeq, marked reviewed
UUUCUAAAUUUAGAACUUCACUUCUCAAAAAGCAAGUUUUUCAAAAUUGUAGCUAUUUUGAUCAUGAAUCAAGCAAACGCCGAUUAUAUGUCAGUCAAGGAUACUUUGGCAAUGUUCACCCUUUACUCGACUCUGGCCAUUUUUGUAAUCUCGACAGUGAUAUUUGGCUUAUCAUUGUACAGCUUUUUGAAGAAUAGAAGACUUCGACAGUUCAAGCUCUCGGAGCCACAGGUACAUAUCUACUACAAGGACAGAGACGUUAAACCAAAGCUCAACCGGAAAGUUCUAGAAGUCAUGGAUCCCGGUAGAUCCAUCUUAAUGCCGGUUAAAAACAGAAAAACAAAGGAUAAGACGAUCAGUCCCAAGAAAAAGAAGCAUGAAGGACAUUUGAACAGACCGGCGCUGAGAGAAAGACUUUGAGACUAACUUUUUGAACGGAUCUAAUGAAUUUUAUAAAACACCGAAA